AUGAUGAACGUAAGAAACUGACCCAUCAUGACGCUGCUGUAUGUGGGGGGUGUGUGUUGGGCAUUUCCCAGUUGGAGGUGAUGGACUGGGAAUGUGUGGGUGGGGGGCAGGCAUGGAGUGUCUGCUCCUGGCUGGCUGCAGCCCUUUGGUGAGAAGGGACGUCCUGCAGAUGGAAGUAUUCAUUGGGCAGGUUUGUAUGUGAGAGAGAUGAACCAGGAAAUGAUUCAAUUGGGAGGCCCAAGUGGAGGUGGCAGGUUAGGUCCAGGUCGCAGGUGAAAGGUGCUACUAGGGCAGAGGAUGCUUGGCCUGGGGAGGCCAGGGCAGCUGUCUAGUUUUCUUGCCAUGAAGGUUUAGCUCCAUCUCCCUCUGCAGCUCACAUGCCAGAGCUUCCAGUGUUCCGGGGAGCGAUGCUACCAUGACGAAGCUCAUGGGAACAACACAGAGACCUGCCACAACGCAACACACUGCGAGGUAGGGAGCCAAGAGGUGUUGCCUAUUUGUGCGGGGUUGUUUUAAACAGUUUUAAAGUGUUAUAUGUCAAUUUGUAUUUUGUAUUCGUAUUUUCUGGGUUUUAUAAAGUUGAUUAAUACUCUAUAGCCUUUUAAAAUGUGUUUGGGAGGUAUUGUUCUGAUGUUUUUGUUUUAACUAUUGACUUGUGUUUUUACCUUGUAUUUUUAUCCUGUGAACCACCAUAAGAUCUUGAAGGGUGGUACAGUAUAUAAACCAAUAAUAAUAAUAAAAUAAAGCCCCCCCCCCCGAAGAGGCUGCAAAGGACUGUGGGUGGCCUUGGCCUCCAUCCUGGACUGUGUCCUUACAAGUGGGGGGGGGAUCAGCUAAGGUGAGGCUGUGGGGUCCAGCCACUCCUGCUUCUCUGCAUGGAUCAUAAUGCAGCGAUGGUCAGUUGUCAGCCUUGCCCUGCUAACUCUUUGGUGGGUCUUGCAGCUCUUCCGCCUCAACACUACCAGCUACACAGCCCGGUGCAGCAGUGAGUGUGGGGGAAUCAACGGCACCGACAUGUGCAUGCAGAAUGGCACCAUCAGAAUGAACUUGUGUUCAAUGGAGUGCUGUAGCUCCCCAAACUGCCUGCUCCUCAACGCUACAGCCUACGGUAAGCUCCUCCAAUGGGAGGUCUCUUAGGAUGCUCUGCUUGGCAGGAUUCCUUCUCCCUGGGGAGGCUGAGCUGACCUAUGGGGCAUCUGGGCAGAGCUGCCUUCUCAGAGAGGCCUUUCUUGGCUCUGGGGACUCAGUCCCUGGAGCAGCUGAAGGGCAGGAUUUCAGCCCGCAGCCAGCCUCUCUCUGACCUGCCAGUCUGGCAUGACAGCUUCUCCCGUCGGUCAAGAGGUCCUGGGGGCCUCAGCCAGCUCCUCCAUCUCUCAUGUCUGUUCUAGGUGACCUGCCGCCCACCACCACGCCGGCGCCCACCACUACCACCACCAAAGCACCCCCCAAAAAUGUAGGUGUCACUUCAUGUUCUGGCAGGGAUGGCUUGUUUGCUGGCGGGGCAAGAGGGCAGGUGGCAUCCUCAGAGUGGGUGGGUUGGUGGAUGAGUGGGAAAUGGGAUCCUGGUUCUUUUCCUAUGUCCUCCCUCCUGCCCAACACCAGUGGUGCACACACACAUUGGAUCAAUCAUUUAAUUGAAGAGCUGUUGAGCAGAGGGGGAGAUCCCUGGAGACAGGAAAGAAGUUGGGCCCACCUCCUCCCAGAAAAGUCUGGGCUUUUUUGUGGGGUUUGUCUGCCUUGCCCGCCUCUCCUUCCUUCCUGACAGCCAUAGAUGGCUCUGGGCCAUCCAGUCCAACCUGCAGAGAUGUGUGACUGUCUGAACCCAACUUGACAAAUGCCUGCGUCCUUCUGAACAGUCCUGAUUUGUCUGGGGAUUUGGCUGAAUCCAGUGCACAGCCCUGGUGUCCACAUUUCAAUGGCCUGCCUCUCUUUCCUCCCUUGCUCCCUCCCUCUGUAGGGGAAAGUGUGCUCAAGCUUCACCUGCCAUGGAGAAGGAUGCUACAAGGGACAGAAGCACGCAGCUGGCUGCAUUGUGGGCUUUGAUUUUUGCGAGGUAACGUUCCUGAAAUGAUAACACUCCCCUCCAAACGCCCAAGCCCUUGUUCUGCCCUCUGAAUGGAGCCCUGUUGCUGCAGUGCCUCAGAAUGCAGCUUGAGCCUUGUAAGCUCCUUACAAACCAGCAGGAGCUGCGUGCCUCAAGAGAGCAGCAGGUGCCACAAGGCAAACUGGAAAGGGCUGGGCAGUGGCCAAAUGCACACCCUGAUGGCUGCCGUGAGGAUUCUGAAAUGAGAAUAGUAAGCUAAAUGGGUGGUGGAGCAUCCAAUGGAAGUCUGCUUUUUAGGAGAGAUCUGAAGUCUGAGGAAGAAAGGGGGAGGCCCGCCAAAUCCCCAUCGGCAGCCCCGAGUGCCAGCUGCCCUCUGCAGGCACCCUGCUUGAUACUGGGCCCCCACACAGCACCAACGCCUGAAAAAGCAGCCAGCUGGUUCCUGUGUCUGCUACUUGUGUGGGCCAACACGUGCUCCUUUCUCUCCUUCCAGAUGAAGAAAACCGGCCCCCACUUUGUGGCUGGAUGCAGCAAAGUCUGCAAAACGGCUGGCCCGCCCUGCUCCGCGGGGUCCAAGGUGCCCUGCUACCAGGAGUGCUGCCCGGCGAUGCCCAAGACCAGCUGCCUGAAACUGGAUGGCAAAGUGCACUUCAAUGGGGCCAAGCAGGUGGCAGCCCUCACCCCCCUGCUCCAGCUGCUGGUGUGUGCAGCCGUCCUCAGCCUGAACUAUGCUCUCCUGUUCUAGGCCGGGCACAACUGAAGCUGAGCUGGCCUGUUCGAGUCCUUAGGUGGUGGCAAAAAAGCAACUCUCCCUUCUCUCUCUCUCUCUCUCUCUCUCUCUCUAUGCCUUGGGGAAUCCACUUGCUUUGGGCCUUUCUCACGAGGCAUCCAACAAAUGCCUUCCCCCCUUUCCUCCUCUUUCUUCCAGGGCCAAGUGAUUUAUGAACCUUUGGGCUGUGUGAGCUUGCGAUGAAGGGUGAUAUAUAAAUCAAAUAAAUAAUAAUAAUAAUAAUUUAGCUCAGACCUACAUAAUCAAGAGUCACUUUCCUUCCCUCUGCCCUGGUCUGAAAGAUGGCAGGAGAUCUGAGCUGGAGCCAGCAGGUCACAAGCCUGAUCCUGGGGGCAAGUGACAGAAGCGACAGGAAUUCUCUUUUGGAUUAAAUAGGGGAGGGUGUCCUAUCUAUCCAGGAGCAGCUAUUUAUCUGUUUUGAGACCGUUUCAGGUUUGCAGAAAGCUGAAGGUUCCCUUCUGUUAUUUGACAGAGUCCCAAGGGCUGUACAGAAAGCCUCUGAUCAGGGUAGGGAGGUGAAGGAAAGGGGGAGAGUCCCCCCACCUUCUUCUUUAAACUAGCGUGACCCUGCUCUCUCCUGGCUUCCUGCUAGCUGGCUCUGUGAACCCCCUUCUGGCUCUGCAGGGGUGAUGGGCCAAGGGAGAAGGGGGGGGGUUGCUUAUCCCACCUAAAGGUCCUUGCUGCCAUGGCUGAUCUUAGCUGCUGCCUUAAAUGAGGGACCCACUUUCUCGCUGGGCUGCCUGUCGUUCUCCACCCACCGCCCCA
This is a messenger RNA of Podarcis lilfordi (Lilford's wall lizard), 3599 nucleotides long. The record is from the annotation of a GenBank genome assembly. NCBI's taxonomy places the organism in Eukaryota, Metazoa, Chordata, Lepidosauria, Squamata, Lacertidae.